AUGGAGCUGUCGUCUGCAGAAAUUGUGUCCCUAUUCUGGGGGCGUCAACCAGACUUUCAUCGGCUUAUCAAUGGGGAUUUCGCAAACAAAGACACUAUCAAUUAUCGUUCGUAUUUUGACUACUUCCAGAUCGAACUCAGAUACGCCAACCUUGACUUCAAUGACUUUCAAGUCAUCAAGAACAUCGUAUCGCAGAUCAAGGCUGACGAAUCUCGAAACGACAUCUUGGAGAAACUGCAAGACUCCGAUUUGUUAUCAAAGGAAGUCUUGGACAUUUCAUCACCGUCUCUGGAUACUUCGAUUAAUCUCGCUGCGCAAUUACUCGUCAUGUGCAACUUCGGACCCAUCCUUAACGCAGCCAACUCCAGACGGUAUCUAGAGUGGUCACAAGACUCAUCGCUCCGCAACUCAUUGGCAUCGUAUUUUGACGUCCAGCCCAACUUGAAUGAUAUAGCUAGGCUACCAAAGGUCUUUCAUGCAUGGACAAUUGCAAACAUUGGCGGCAUCAGAAUACAGUUUACCGACAACCUCAUGGAUCACCUGCUAUUGAUUCAUGACGAUGCAACGCUUGUUGAUGACGUUUACAGCUCGCUCUUGCCCCGGCAUCUUAUUGAGGAGACCUUGCAAACCCUUUCCCUCCUGUUCCCCCAAGCAGCUUUUGCGUCAACACGCCGAAACCGUCGAAGUGAACGGAAGUGGUUCAAAAAGCUCUGUCAGCAACACAUUCUAAGAUCUGGGUGCCAAGUUGACCAGCGUGUGGUUCGGUGCGGAACCCUGCAAGCUGAAGGCCGUCAGAUUGAGAACUUCACGGUGUGGCGGGAUAGACUGAUCGUGCUUAAACAAGCCUACGACGAGACGACUCCAUCGACUUUAAGUCAAUGGUGGUAUGACCGGCGGAAUGGGCCCCAAUGGUUUACUUUCUGGGGUGACCAUAUGGGUAUUCGUUCUGGCGACGUUUUUUGGGAUUGGUUCAAUGUGUCGAGGGAGCUUUACAAGUGUAUAAGGCAUACCACCCGUCGGACUAAGAAUUUCAGGCAACUCAGGCUUUUGAUCUUGUUUGUACAUGUGAGUGAACCGGUUCAUUUACAUCAUUGGAACCAGGAAGGCCAAUGUUAUGUAGAACUUGUGAAACUGUCUUGAUA
Molecule: messenger RNA, 1142 nt
Organism: Colletotrichum destructivum
Lineage: Eukaryota; Fungi; Ascomycota; Sordariomycetes; Glomerellales; Glomerellaceae
Exons: 2
Coding region: 1-1140 (379 amino acids)
Source: RefSeq, a predicted model, not a curated record